CCAACUCAUCUCUGUGAUUACUUUAAAUUACAGAUACAAGACUGUAAAUAGAACGAUAUAUUUGUCAAAUGGAGCUGCUAGAACUAAAAGACGUCAGAGCUGUUCCUGAUAUAGUACACACUUACUCAGAAAAACUUAGAAAUGAAUAUACUCCAUUAGUUAUAGAUAACGGUUCAUAUAAUUGUCGAGUUGGCUGGGCUACAGAAAAGGAGCCACAAUUAAUAUUUAAGAAUCUCAUUGCAAAGCCUCGAAAGGAGCGUGGAAAAAAAGAUGGAGAAUUGCAAGUAGGAAAUGAUAUAGCGAAUAUAGAAGCUGUACGAUUCCAACUGAAAACGCAAUUUGAUCGAAAUGUAGUGACACAUUUUGAAGCACAGGAACAAAUAUUUGAUUAUACCUUUACACACAUGGGUAUAAACACCGAACUUUCAGUAAAUCAUCCAAUCAUCCUGACAGAAGCGUUUUUAAACCCUAAUUAUUCUAGGAAUUUAAUGGCAGAACUUUUGUUCGAGUGCUAUGAAAUACCGUCAAUUGCAUAUGGUGUUGAUUGUCUUUUCUCUUACCACCAUAAUAAUUGUCCUUCUGAUGGUCUGAUUAUUGGCUUUGGGUAUCAUACUACGCACAUAAUUCCUAUACUUGAUGGUAAACCGGAUCCUGCUAAUUCGAGAAGAAUUAACAUUGGCGGUUACCAUAUUAUAUCGUACAUGCAUCGUUUACUUCAAUUAAAAUAUCCUGUGCAUGUAAAUGCUAUAACGCCUAGUCGUGCAGAAGAAUUGAUCCAUGAACAUUCAUCGAUAGCAUACGAUUAUCAAGAGGAAGUUUCAAAAUGGGCUGAUCCAGAUCAUUAUGAUGCUAAUGUGUUAAGAGUACAGUUGCCGUAUGUAGCUCCUGCAAGUACAUCUGGCUUAACUGUGGAACAGCAAAAGGAAAGAAAACGAGAGCUUGCUCGGCGUUUGAUGGAAAUCAAUGCCAGAAAACGGGAAGAACGAUUAGCAGAAGAUGAGGAACAAUUGAAUCAACUACUGGCUGUACAAGAUUUAUUAGAAGAAGGUGAAACCGACGAGUUUGACCAGGCAUUAAAGUCUUACUCCUUAUCGAAUGAAGCUGACUUAAUCAAAAUGAUAAACAACCUGCAAGCUAAAGUUGAACGAACUAGACAAAAAAUAGUAGCUGCCAAUUCUCAGGAAGAAAAUAUAUCCAUUGAGGAGCAAAAGCCUAAAAUAAAGUCGAAUCUUCAACCAAAAGACCAACAAGACUUCGAUGAAUGGAUCGCUGGUGUUAGAAAGAAGAGACAAGAGAUAUUGGAUAAACGCUUAGCGAAACGACAGCGCCGACAAGACAUGGCAAAGCGAAGGACAGCAGCAGCCCAGGAAAGAAUGAGAAUUAUAAGUCAAUUGGCAAAGAAGGAAAAGAGAGACGAUGACUUCGGAAUGAGAGACGAAGACUGGGAUGUCUACAAAGUUAUUAAUCGAGAGGGUGGAGAUUCCGAUUCGGAAUUAGAACAAGAGAGACUGAUGGAAUUGGAGGAUGUGCUGCGUCACCAUGAUCCAGAAUUUGAUGGUGCAGGGGUCAAUAUACCGGUAGUUCCUGGUGAAACACAUCAGUUGCAUGUUGGAGUAGAACGUCUGAGAGCAGCAGAAUUAUUAUUUCAACCUUCCAUGAUCGGGUCGAUGGAAGCUGGUAUUGCCGAAACCAUAGAGUUCGUUUUAAAACUGUAUUCCGAAGAACAACAAACUCGUUUGACGGGAAACAUAUUUUUAACUGGAGGAUCGGCAGCAUUUCCAGGCCUACUGGAAAGGUUGAAGAGGGAAUUGAGAGAAAUUCGACCAUUUGGAUCCACCUUCCAGAUAAAUAUUGCGAAGAACACAAGCUUAGAUAGUUGGUACGGGGCUAGAGAUUUUGGCCUGAGUGGAAACUUACCGGAAUAUCUGGUAAGCCGUAAAGAAUAUGAAGAGAAUGGAGGUGAAUACCUGAAGGACCAUUCCGCAAGCAAUACAUACUCGAGGUCACCCGAUCCUCUGCCGAUGAUUCAAGUACCUACCAUUUCGGAGCAAGUCAUCGUAGAAGAUGCUGUAGUCGAUGUCGAGAUAGAAUAGAAAACCCCCAACGAAAACGUUUUAUACGUAUUCCGAUAAUAAACGAGUACUUGUUUGUCUA
Molecule: messenger RNA, 2154 nt
Organism: Orussus abietinus
Lineage: Eukaryota; Metazoa; Arthropoda; Insecta; Hymenoptera; Orussidae
Gene: Arp5
Product: actin-related protein 5
Exons: 6
Coding region: 69-2093 (674 amino acids)
Biological process (GO): regulation of DNA-templated transcription
Cellular component (GO): Ino80 complex; cytoplasm
Source: RefSeq, a predicted model, not a curated record